UCAUACCAUGCCAAGCUUUGGUGGGGAACAACGUCCCCAGUGUGGGAACAGUGAUGUCUAUAGUUUACAUGGUGAAUUUGUGUUUUUGCUUACAAAAAUUAUAAUAAUAAUCAAAGAAAUUACAAAGUUUUAACGAAUUAAAAUGGUUAGUUGCUCAAUUUUGCACUGUGUUAGCGAUAAUCGGCAAAAACACGAAGACGUAACCUUUCACAGAUUUCCACGAAAUAAAACAACAUGUCAAAAGUGGACAGCGGCUACUGGAAGAAAAAAUUGGAAACCAGCUAAGAACAGCCGCAUAUGCUCCAAGCAUUUCGAACAGUUUCAUUUUCGCAAGACUCCGCGAAAAGUAUUCCUGUGGAAGUAUGCGAGCCCAACGUUGUUGACACCGGCACCGAUUCCCCCAGAACCCUGAAUUGCGCCAGAAAUGGCUGCGUGCAGUCGAUAGGAAAACCUGGACUCCCCAAAAAUACUCCGUCAUAUGUUCAAAACAUUUCGAACAAAAGUAUUUCAGGGGAAAAGUACGAACUAAACUCAGAAUCGACUCAAUUCCGACGUUGUUUGUACCUGUACUAUUUCCCACAUGACCCAGUCGUAAAAGAAAAAUGGAUUGCAGCCACGGGACGGAAAGACUGGUUCCCGACCAAACACAGUACUAUUUGUUCCGUUCAUUUUGAAAAUACCAGUUUCGUUGAAGGGAAAAAGUUGCGACUGUUGAAAAAAACGGCAUACCCCACUAUUAAUAUACUAAAACUCAUUGACAAUGAUGAUGAGGUAAAUACGGAUGAUACAGAGCCGGGUCCGUCGAAGAGGACUCGACAUGAUUCAAACAGCUCAACCGACUCGGAUUCUAAUGAGAAAAUCAUUGAGCAAUGUCGCUUCUGCGCAGAAUACAGCAACGACUGCAUGGAUACAUGCUACAUACCAUCCCUUAUGGAAAACAAGGCCUCCAUAAUCUUCAACGAUCUAAGUGUAAAACUGGACUUUACAGAUAAUAAUCUACCACAAACAGUUUGCCCUGACUGUAACAGUAAACUUCAAGAGAUAAUAAACUUCAUUACACAAGUAACAGAAGCGCAAAAGAAAUUCAAAGUUGAAGCUAAGAACAAUAGAAAAGUAUAUGAAUUCAAAAACGAAACAAUCAAAAAGAAACAGACAAAGAAAAAUAAACAAGCAAGUGAAAAACAUGAUAGCACCAGAGAUGCAAUUAAAAAAGAAACAAUUAUAAGAAACGAUGAUGAUGAUGAAGAUACCAGAGAUGCUUUUGAACAUAGAGAUAUUAAAGUAGAAUAUGAAUCACCAACGGAUCAAGAUAAUGUCAGAGAUACACAUAAAAUUAAAAUUGAACCAGAACCAGAUGAUAAUACAGAAAUAACAGAUUCGUUACCCGCCGAAGAACCUGUGCUCUUUAGAGGGUUGAAAAGAAAAAAUGAAGAUACAGCUGAAACGAAGAAAGCUAAAGUUAUUUGUAAAGAAGAAGUUACAUUUGAUAUGGAUAUAAAAGAAGAAGUAACAAAUGACGCAAAUGAAGAUUAUCCUGAAGUUCAAGUACAAUAUGACAGUGGGAUAGCUACAACUGAGAUUGGUACAACUGGGACUGUCACUACUGAGAAUGUUACACCUGGGACAAUUACGACUGGGAUUGGUACAACUGGAACUGAUUCAACUGGGAUUAGUGCGUCUAAUGCUUUAAAAUAUAUUACUAUUGAUGGAAGUACUGGAAGAUUUAGUGUUCAAUCUGGAAAUAAACGAAAGGAUACACAGUGA
Molecule: messenger RNA, 1764 nt
Organism: Cydia amplana
Lineage: Eukaryota; Metazoa; Arthropoda; Insecta; Lepidoptera; Tortricidae
Exons: 6
Coding region: 298-1764 (488 amino acids)
Cellular component (GO): nucleus
Molecular function (GO): zinc ion binding; sequence-specific DNA binding
Source: RefSeq, a predicted model, not a curated record